This is a messenger RNA of Chinchilla lanigera (long-tailed chinchilla), 980 nucleotides long. Its product is annotated as histone H3. Gene Ontology annotation, cellular component: nucleosome. Gene Ontology annotation, molecular function: protein heterodimerization activity; DNA binding; structural constituent of chromatin. Bases 194 to 604 code for a protein of 136 amino acids. The record is from RefSeq and is a predicted model, not a curated record. NCBI's taxonomy places the organism in Eukaryota, Metazoa, Chordata, Mammalia, Rodentia, Chinchillidae. The transcript has a single exon.
GGACAACAAAAAAACUUGCCGGGAAUAGCUAAAGCUAUCAAAGAAUUUAGAAAAAAAAUUUGAAAGUGCUUGACCAAUCCUGUUAUAGUUGGGUAGGCCGUGCCUCGCUUUUUGUCCAAUCACCUUCAGGCCCCGACUAUAAAUAAGCAGCCAGUCGCCUCCCCGCAGUUGAGGUGACUCUGCUCCUGCAGCGAUGGCUCGUACGAAGCAGACGGCGCGCAAGUCCACCGGCGGCAAGGCCCCGCGCAAGCAGCUGGCCACCAAGGCGGCCCGCAAGAGCGCGCCGGCUACCGGCGGCGUGAAGAAGCCGCACCGCUACCGGCCCGGCACGGUGGCGCUGCGCGAGAUCCGGCGCUACCAGAAGUCCACCGAGCUGCUGAUCCGCAAGCUGCCGUUCCAGCGGCUGGUGCGCGAGAUCGCGCAGGACUUCAAGACGGACCUGCGCUUCCAGAGCUCGGCGGUCAUGGCGCUGCAGGAGGCGAGCGAGGCGUACCUGGUGGGGCUGUUCGAGGACACCAACCUGUGCGCCAUCCACGCCAAGCGCGUCACCAUCAUGCCCAAGGACAUCCAGCUGGCGCGCCGCAUCCGCGGGGAGCGGGCCUGAACUCCGUGCCGUCCUUUGUCACCAAAGGCUCUUUUCAGAGCCACCCACAUGCACGCUGGAAAGCGCUGUAAUCUCUAGUCGUCUCCCUUUACUUGACUGGGUUAGUGAGUGCUUUUCUCAGUUCUGUUCCAAGUCGGGGUACGCAUUACUCUGUUCUUUAUCUAAGUAGUGUUUCACAAUGGCCUUCGCUUUUCAGGCAGAAUCAGAUGGGUAGUUUUACAUGGGUUUUCUUUCACUGUGGUAUUGUAGUACAAACAUGAAUUUUGUGCUGUGCUUCCUAUUUGCUCCUCUGCAAAACAGUGUUAAAAGACAAGCUACUGCUUUAUGCUGUUGUAGCUUCCAAUACCUGAAGUGGUUAAAGCAUUUGUUUCCUGUU